UCGCUAUAGCUCCCCUCUGCUCUAUUUGUCCGCAUAUACGUGAAAACGCAGCCUUUAUUUACUGCGUCCCUCCGCAAAUAAAAACUUCCGCCUUAUAUUUUGCAAAUAACAUAGGAUGUGAAAUAAAAUUUUCGUGAAAAUGUAGUGAAUUUAGAUAUCCAAUCGAAAAGUGUCCUUAUUGCUAAUUCAAAAUGGCAAACGAACCUUGUUGGUUCGCCUGGAGCAAUAAAUUAUUCAACUCGCUGGGAUUCUUCAUGAUAAACGGUGAAGCGUGUUGCUCUCGCUGGAUGAUCGGCUUGAUGUUGCUGGUGCCACUGGCCGCCGCCUCCGCCAGCUACUGCGCCGUUCCCGCUGUCGUACUGCUAGCUGCAUUCAUGGCUACAGCCGUUUUCACGUGUAAGGACUUAAAAAAAUUGGCAGAAAUUCUCCCACCCUCAAAAACUGUAAGAGGCAGGCGCGAGAGAAACCUCCGCUCCUUCGCAGACUUCAUGACGAUGUGGCUAUAUUUUCUGUCGCACUUAGUGGCCGUAGCGAUCAGUGCCAGGAUGCUCAGCGGCACGGCCGACUAUAUAACUGGAGGAAGAACGAGAAGAUGGCUGUUUGGGUACGAGACGCGGUCUCUAGGGGAGCCCUGGCCUGACGUGCUGGGUGUCACGGUUGUCAUUAUUGCCUGUGGCAUGUUCAUGUGUGGCCUAGAGGAAAGUGUGAUAUUCACCUACAUGUUGCUAUUUAUCAUAUAUGCCUUGAGUCAAUUUUUUGCCAUCAUUGGACUGUUACAUUUUGACAUUGCGAAAAUAAAUCUAACGAUACCAAUAACUGCUUAUGAGUUAUUUGCAGCAGGUGCACCAAUUUCAUACUCCUUCGGCGUGAUUUUGACUCCUAAAGAGAAACAAAAUGUAAAGAAGAGUUUAUUACUGAAAGUGGCCGCGCCGAUGGUGGUUUUCUCAGGAAUGUCUUUUACCUACGCCAAUAUGAUGUACGGGUCGAUUAUUCCCAUUGAAGACCCGUUCAACCGAGUCGACGCAUCUGUGCUACCGAUGGCCUUAAUGGGAGACACGUACACCCCCUAUUUAUUUCGGGCCCUUGCUGCGAUCACAGUGGCAGGGGUGGGCCUCGGGCUCACUGAACUGUGUCCUCUGCUGUUCUCGGUGUUGGUGACACUAGCAUCUCCCGAGUGGAAAGUGCUCACGAGGUCGAUGACGUAUGAGAGCACCACAACUGGAAGUCCCGUGUUGGCUGUGUUUACUGCAGGAAGUUUGGCGGCAAUCCUAGCGUUCGCGUGUCCGCUCUCGCACAUGGUCACCCUGAUGAAUGCGAGCCACCUGCUGGGCAUCGCGGUGCAGGCGCUGCACUUCACCAUCAUGAGGUGCGAGCCCACAGCUGAGCAGAAGGAAGCCGGCGAUGUGGAAUACAAACGAUUAGGCAUACAAGGACCAUCAAGAUCAAAAUCUGGCCUGAAAAAUAAACAUGGCCUCUGGUUCAUUCCUUCAGCAAUUCGUCAUACAAAGACUUUGGAAAGCAUAAAAUCAAAAGUAACAACAAAAGAAACCGAGGAACGCGAAUGUUUACUGUUGGACGAGUAUGCUGGAUGUCCCACUGAAGAACUGGACCAGGUGACGAGCUGCAGCAGCGGCCUUCGAGAGGCUUCCACCGAGAUAGUGGACGUGGCUUCAGACGGCGAAGCCAGCGAGCCGGAGAUGUCCUCAGGAGACGACUCCACUGACAUCGACGCGGUGGUGAAGGAGUAUAGGGAUAGUAUUCAGGUGGUGACAGCGCCUCCUGAAGCGAAAGCGCCGGCGCUUCCGAGCGUCCGCGGCUGCCGCUGGUCUGCUGCCGGCGUUGCCGUGCAACUGGUAGCCGGCGUGCUCAUAGCCGUAGCCUUGUGCAAUGACGACAUUAAAGUUUACUUGUUUUCCACUGGAAUACCCUUAUGGCUUUGCGGUACAUUUAUAUCGAUGUGGCAGCCAGCUCACAGCCUGAGCAUGAGGAAGACUCAAUCGCUGGAGGGCCCCAUCACACUACUCAUGGCUGUGUUGUUCCUCACCCCCUUGUUGUUGGACUCGUGGCCCGCCAUCACGCUGUUUGCUGGAGCGGGAAUCGUUAUAUACGCGCGUUGCGAUAGAUGGUGCGGAGACUUGGCCGUGCAGCAAGCCCGUUCCACCAUGGAGAAGCGGAAACUGCGGACUGUGGCCGCGGUGCCCCUCACUGCUUCACGUUUAGCCCACAUAGACAGUGUCUAUAUCACCAGAUGACAUGAAGAUGACUCGGAUACGAGUCUGGACAAUCUCUUAGACGCUGAGGAGGAGAUGGAGCUUGACGAUGAAUAAAUAAUAAGAUUUUUUUUAAAAUCAACUCACUAUCAUAUGAUCAUAAAUCAUUUUCACAUUUGAGAAAAUUCGUUAGCGCGCUAGUAGUCUUAUUAUAUGUAGGUGUCAAGAAAACAGAGUUGUCGUUGUCAGAGUUGCCAACUGGAAAGUUAUCUUCAACUGAUGUAUUUUAGCAGGUUUUACUUCAAUUGUUAAGUGUGAAAAUUUUAAAAACUGUCCUCCAGCAUCAAAAUAGUGCUUUGUCUAGGAUUCAAUAUGAUUCAAUUAAGAUAUCGAUUCUUAUAAUAAAAGAGUAAAAACAGUCGUUGUACCACAAAUAGAAAAAGAUCAAAUGUCCGUAAGUUGAAACAAAUAAAUUAUAUUAAGUAGAUUAUGAAAUAUGUUUCAAUAUCUGUAUGUACGCCACAGACCGUUUAACUAAAUGGUCUGUGAUGCACACCAAUCUUCGGUAUCGUGGGAUUUCAACGAAAUUUCGUGCACUGAUUAAGUACCUACCUUAGAUUACAGAAAUGUAAUGGAUACAAUCACAUAAUAGUUUAUAAAUAUUUGGCUGCAAAUACAAAGCAAGCAGAGGUUUUCUUAUAACUAUGAACAUGUCUUAUAAGUUACAUCUUCUAUAAAAUUAACAUGUCUAGCGUCUAUAACUAUACACAACGUCCGUCCACUUCAUAAACCAUCGUCAUUUCGCUGUCGUUAGGCACUGCUUGGCAUGAUGCUUGUUGAUUCUAAAUUAUCUAUAACUGGGUACACAUAAUCUUAAAAGUAUGAAAUUUAAUGCUUAUGCACAUAAAUGCCUUAUAUAGAUAGGGGAAAGGUCAAAAUGACCAUAUUACGAAUAAAUAAAUCUUAGCGAUUAAAUCGGCCUAAGUGAUUUUAAGGUAAUGAAGAAAAUCAAUUUCAAAAUAAUUACUACAAUAAGAUUUUUUGGCGACUUGCAAUAAAAGAACUGCUUU
This is a messenger RNA of Plodia interpunctella (Indianmeal moth), 3280 nucleotides long. RefSeq names its product torn and diminished rhabdomeres (gene tadr). Gene Ontology annotation, cellular component: plasma membrane. The record is from RefSeq and is a predicted model, not a curated record. The coding region runs from base 192 to 2252 and encodes 686 amino acids. The transcript is spliced from 13 exons. Gene Ontology annotation, biological process: L-ornithine transmembrane transport; L-arginine import across plasma membrane. Gene Ontology annotation, molecular function: L-arginine transmembrane transporter activity; L-lysine transmembrane transporter activity; L-ornithine transmembrane transporter activity. Lineage: Eukaryota; Metazoa; Arthropoda; Insecta; Lepidoptera; Pyralidae.